UCUGCCUCCACUAGUUAAUGUUACUUGCCGCUUCUUCAGUCGUGCUCCGAUCUGUGUUCGAUCCGCUUGUGUUUUGUGUUGGGCUAAAAUCUCCGUCAUUUUUUCAGAAGUAUUUACUUAACAAUCAAUUUUAUUUCAUACAAUUCUAAGAACGAUGAACAAUUUUAAUGUUGAUCAUAUUAAAGAUAAUAUAACGAAAAAAAAUGGAGAAAGUAGAAAAAAUAAUGGAAAGCAUGUUUGGAUCAAAAUAUCUUGAAGAUAAUAAAAACAACUAUAAUUUAGUUGAAAAUCAUGGGAUGAAUAAUGUUGAACUUUUGUCAACGUUAAAUAAUGAUUAUUCGAAAGUCAAUAAUAAUAUUAAAUCAUUAAAUAAUAAAAAUAUGGUACCAAAUCAAAAUUACGAAGAGCCUUCACAAUUUCCAGUAAUGUCUGAUGAUUCUAAUGUAUGUAACGCACACAAUAAUCAACAUACACUUAAAUCUCAAAAUAAAUAUUCAUUCAUCAGCAAUUCAGCAUCCAAUAAAACCAUUGAAUCAAACAAUACAUAUGAAAACGUAUUAAAUAUUCAAAAUAAUUUACAAAAUACAAAAAGUAGAAAUGCAACUAACGUUUUUUUAUCUGUAAAAGAUAUCACUGAUUCAACAAAUGGAUCUGAUAAGAAUAUUCAAAAUGAACAUAAUACAAAUGGUUCUAAACAUUCAAAUAAUGUAAACUCUUCUCUUGCAUCAAACAAGUCGAAUGACUCAGCAAAUAGCAAUGGAAACGCAUCAAAUAUUGAAGAUAAUUUACAAAAAACAAAAAGUAGAAAUCCAACUAAAGAGGUUUUCCAUAUAAAAUAUUUCAUUGAUUUAACAAAUGGAUCUGUUGAUGUUAUUCAAAAUGGACAUAAUACAAAUGAUUCUAAACAUUCAAAUGAUAUAAACUCUUCUCUUGUAUCAAACAAGUCGAAUGACUCAGCAAAUAGCAAGGAAAAUGCAUCAAAUAUUGAAGAUAAUUUACAAAAAACAAAAAGUAGAAAUCCAACUAAAGUUUUUUUAACUGCAAAAGAUAUCACUGAUUCAACAAAUGGAUCUGAUAAGAAUAUUCAAAAUAAACAUAAUACAAAUGGUUCUAAACAUUCAAAUGAUAUAAACUCUUCUCUUGCAUCAAACAAGUCGAAUGACUCAGCAAAUAGCAAUGGAAACGCAUCAAAUAUUGAAAAUAAUUUACGAAAAACAAAAAAUAUAAAUCAAACUAAAGAUUUUUUAGCUCUAAAUGAUACCAUUGAUUCAACAAAUGGAUCUGAUAAGAAUAUUCAAAAUAAACAUAAUACAAAUGGUUCUAAACAUUCAAAUGAUAUAAACUCUUCUCUUGCAUCAAACAAGUCGAAUGACUCAGCAAAUAGCAAGGAAAAUGCAUCAAAUAUUGAAGAUAAUUUACAAAAAACUAAAAGUAGAAAUCCAACUAAAGUUUUUUUAUCUGCAAAAGAUAUCACUGAUUCAACAAAUGGAUCUGAUAAGAAUAUUCAAAAUAAACAUAAUACAAAUGGUUCUAAACAUUCAAAUGAUAUAAACUCUUCUCUUGCAUCAAACAAGUCGAAUGACUCAGCAAAUAGCAAUGGAAACGCAUCAAAUAUUGAAAAUAAUUUACGAAAAACAAAAAUUAUAAAUCAAACUAAAGUUUUUUUAGCUUUAAAUGAUAACAUUGAUUCAACAAAUGGAUCUGAUAAGAAUAUUCAAAAUAAACAUAAUACAAAUGGUUCUAAACAUUUAAAUGAUAUAAACUCUUCUCUUGCAUCAAACAAGUCGAAUGACUCAGCAAAUAGCAAGGAAAAUGCAUCAAAUAUUGAAGAUAAUUUACAAAAAACAAAAAGUAGAAAUCCAACUAAAGUUUUUUCAUCUGUAAAAGAUAUCACUGAUUCAACAAAUGGAUCUGAUAAGAAUAUUCUAAAUAAACAUAAUACAAAUGGUUCUAAACAUUCAAAUGAUAUAAACUCUUCUCUUGUAUCAAACAAGUCGAAUGACUCAGCAAAUAGCAAUGAACAUGCAUCAAAUAUUGAAAAUAAUUUACGAAAAAUAAAAAUUAUAAAUCAAACUAAAGUUCUUUUAGCUCUAAAUGAUACCAUUGGUUCAACAAAUGGAUCUGAUAAGAAUAUUCAAAAUGAACAUAAUACAAAUGGUUCUAAACAUUCAAAUAAUGUAAACUCUUCUCUUGCAUCAAACAAGUCGAAUGACUCAGCAAAUAGCAAUGAAAAUGCAUCAAAAAUUGAAUAUAAUUUACGAAAAACAAAAAGUAGAAAUCCAACUAAAGAGGUUUUCCCUAUAAAAUAUUUCAUUGAUUUAACAAAUGGAUCUGUUGAUGUUAUUCAAAAUGGACAUAAUACAUAUGAUUCUAAACAUUCAAGUGAUAUAAACUCUUCUCUUGCAUCAAACAAGUCGAAUGACUCAGCAAAUAGCAAGGAAAACGCAUCAAAUAUUGAAGAUAAUUUACAAAAAACAAAAAGUAUAAAUCCAACUAAUGUGGUUUUACCUAUAAAAGAAUUCAUUGAUUUAACAAAUGGAUCUGUUGAUGUUAUUCAAAAUGGACAUAAUACAAAUGAUUCUAAACAUUCAAGUGAUAUAAACUCUUCUCUUGCAUCAAACAAGUCGAAUGAUUCAGCAAAUAGCAAGGAAAAUGCAUCAAAUAUUGAAGAUAAUUUACAAAAAACAAAAAGUAGAAAUCCAACUAAAGUUUUUUUAGCUGUAAAAGAUAUCACUGAUUCAACAAAUGGAUCUGAUAAGAAUAUUCAAAAUGAACAUAAUACAAAUGGUUCUAAACAUUCAAAUAAUGUAAACUCUUCUCUUGUAUCAAACAAGUCGAAUGACUCAGCAAAUAGCAAUGGAAAUGCAUCAAAUAUUGAAAAUUAUAAAGGCAAUGUAAACAAUAUAAAUCCAACUAAUAUCGUUUCAAAUUUAUGUGAUUCAAUUGUUUUAACAUAUCAGCAUGAAGAAAAAAUAAAUGAUGAAUAUGCUAUAGACUGUAUAUUUAAUACAAAUGCAUUUGUAGAUGUUUCAUCGUCCAAGGAUUAUUUUGUUCCAAUGUAUAGAUAUGAAGAUCAAUCAAUUAAUGUAAAUAAGAUCAAUAGUAUAAAUAAUAAAAAUUCAUGGAAUGCUGUUCCAUUAUCCAAUUCCCUUUUUUACUCACCAGAUAAAAAUUAUGACAAUAGACAUUAUCAUGAUUAUUUAGAUAGUUUAAAUGAUAAAACUUGUUCCAUAGAGAUGUUAUUUGGGGAAAUUAAUUGUCGUGGUGGUAAUAUCAAAAGAAUAAGGAAAAUUAAAAAUAUAAUUUUUUAAGAAUAAACCAUUUUU
Molecule: messenger RNA, 3326 nt
Organism: Sipha flava (yellow sugarcane aphid)
Lineage: Eukaryota; Metazoa; Arthropoda; Insecta; Hemiptera; Aphididae
Product: probable serine/threonine-protein kinase DDB_G0282963
Exons: 3
Coding region: 204-3311 (1035 amino acids)
Source: RefSeq, a predicted model, not a curated record